AUGCUUCCAGCGCUGCAGCCAUGGGCUGGCUUGGGUCCUUCUGGCCGAGCUGGUGUGCCAACUAGAGCAAGUCAGACUGAUCAGAGAUGGAGGGUGCCAUUCUUCACUUCGACCGCUUCCUUGCUGGCGUGUUCCGCCUCGCGUGCUCAAGGCCUCGGGCGGGCUCAAGCACGCGCGCGGGUGUGCUGCGCUGCGAAAGGGCGGCGGAGGGGCAGCUCCGUCAGCCCGGCGAGUGGGGCGCUGCCGCGAUGUGUGGUUUUCGAUUUGGACGGCUGCAUCUGGAGCCCGGAGAUGUACGAACUGUCCUGGGACCGGGGAGGGUCUCCCUUCCGGUACGACGAGAAGGGUGUGAUGCGCGACAGGAACGGCUGCGCCAUCCUGCUGCACAGCGGGGUGGACCGGGCCUUGACGGAGAUGGCCAGCGAGACGAAGUGGCAAGACACCCAGGUGGCGGUGGCCUCCUGUUGCGACGUGCCCCCCUGGGCCUUUGAGCUGCUGGGGAAGUUCGAGUUCGGGCCCUCCAGGGCCAAGCUGAGCCAGGUGAUCUCCACGGCGCAGAUCCACAAGGGCUCCAAGCAGGGGCACUUGAGGGAGAUCCGCGACACCGUGGGCUGCGACUUCGAUGAUAUGAUUUUCUUCGAUAACGAGCCCUACAAUUGCGAUCAAGUGGCACGCCUCAGUGUGACGUGUGUGUAUUGCCCGGAAGGGGUCACAACCGAAGCGUGGACCGCCGGCAUUGAGGCCUUUCCCGUGCCGGGGUCCACCAUUCGCUGCUGA
Effrenium voratum is the source of this 777-nucleotide messenger RNA. The record is from the annotation of a GenBank genome assembly. Lineage: Eukaryota; Dinophyceae; Suessiales; Symbiodiniaceae.